GAUUGGUUGCGCAGGCGCAGGGAAAGGAUCCGUUUUGGCGGGCGGCUGGCGUUGCGCAGAAGGCGGCGGUAGCGGGUGGCUUGUGGUGCAGCUUUACCACAGAGGAACCGCGCAGGCCUUAGUGAACCUGGUGGCCUUAGUCCUUCAGGUGGAUCAGCGUGCGACAUGGGAAAGAAAACCAAGAGGACAGCUGACAGUUCUUCUUCCGAGGAUGAGGAGGAGUAUGUGGUGGAAAAGGUGUUAGACAGACGCAUGGUUAAGGGGCAAGUGGAGUAUCUGUUGAAGUGGAAAGGCUUUUCUGAGGAGCACAAUACUUGGGAACCUGAGAAGAACUUGGAUUGUCCUGAACUAAUUUCUGAGUUUAUGAAAAAGUAUAAGAAGAUGAAGGAGGGUGAAAACAACAAGCCCAGGGAGAAGUCAGAAGGAAACAAGAGGAAAUCCAGUUUCUCUAAUAGUGCUGAUGAUAUAAAAUCUAAAAAAAAGAGAGAGCAGAGCAAUGAUAUCGCUCGAGGCUUUGAGAGAGGACUGGAACCAGAAAAGAUCAUUGGGGCAACAGAUUCCUGUGGUGACUUAAUGUUCUUAAUGAAAUGGAAAGACACAGAUGAAGCCGACCUGGUUCUGGCAAAAGAAGCUAAUGUGAAAUGUCCACAAAUUGUGAUAGCAUUUUAUGAAGAGAGACUGACGUGGCAUGCAUAUCCAGAAGAUGCGGAAAACAAAGAGAAAGAAAGCACGAAGAGCUAAAAGGAGGGGGUGGUCUCUGUCAUUUCUCUUUGUAUAUAAUACGUCCACCUUCCUGCCUCCUCCCUUCUCCCAUCCCUUUCAUUCCUACACAUCCAUAAAAACAUGUGCUUAUCACUGUGCUCCAUGGGA
Messenger RNA from Cricetulus griseus (Chinese hamster), 870 nucleotides. NCBI's taxonomy places the organism in Eukaryota, Metazoa, Chordata, Mammalia, Rodentia, Cricetidae. The record is from RefSeq and is a predicted model, not a curated record.